This is a messenger RNA of Penicillium samsonianum, 2049 nucleotides long. Its product is annotated as putative C6 transcription factor (OTam). The coding region runs from base 1 to 2049 and encodes 682 amino acids. The transcript has 2 exons. The record is from RefSeq and is a predicted model, not a curated record. NCBI's taxonomy places the organism in Eukaryota, Fungi, Ascomycota, Eurotiomycetes, Eurotiales, Aspergillaceae. Gene Ontology annotation, biological process: DNA-templated transcription. Gene Ontology annotation, cellular component: nucleus. Gene Ontology annotation, molecular function: zinc ion binding; DNA-binding transcription factor activity, RNA polymerase II-specific; DNA binding.
AUGGCUACCGUUAUCACUAUCCAGCCCUCGGGCUUUUCCCAAGCCCAUUCCCCUGAUCUCCGCCGAAAGACGGGCUCGACCCCAGCGCUCUCUCCAUCCCCCAUCUCUAUCAACUCGGCCCUUCCCCGCGUACGGAAUGGAGCUAGCUGUGACGCUUGUCUCCACAGAAAGAGCAGGUGUGCCAUGAACGAAAUGGUCAAUAAAUGCUAUUCAUGCGACUUUCAUCGCCAGGAGUGUACCUUCACCCUUACAGCCCAGUCCGAGGUUCCAUCUAAGAAGAGGAAAUUGGACGAAGGGCAGGAGCCCACAGAAGGAAUUAAGCGACCCUCUACAGUACAAUCGGCACAUUCUAUCCCGGAGACCGAGUCUCACUCGCUAGCAGUGAACAUGAUUCGCCCCGGGUUCUUUAACCAGUCAACCCAGCAUAUUGGCAUGACCACCGAGUUGGAGCCAACAUUGCUGGAUUAUCUUCCGCUUGACCAAUACGACGAAUGCACAGUCUCGAACUCACGCGUGCGGAGAUGUGCCGACGACGGUACCUUCAUGCGUGUUGUCGACACCGUGCCUAGUGACUCGGCCGUGUCACUCGAUGCUAUUGAGAGCAUGGUCGCUCCCUACGGCUCAACACUGAUUGAAAAGUUCUUCGACCAUGUACAUCCCUCGUUCCCGAUUUUGAUAGAGGAAGUCUUCCGCCAAUCAUACCGUGAGCGCCGUGGCCUCUCACCGCUACUACUUGCCGCAGUCUACGUCUUGACCUUGAAGUUCGUCGACGUCGGUGCCACCUCGCAAACUGCGCGCAAACCUGAUGCCGCACGACUGGAGGCUUCGGCCUUGAAGCUGCUGAUGGAUUCUUUGCAAUUCCCCAGUGUCUCGACCAUCCAAGCAGGGCUCCUGUUGACACAGAAGUCGACUCUAGCUACGGCAUCCUUAAAUGGUCAGCUGGUCACGGCCGCUUUCGAACUGGGUCUGCACCAGGACUGCACGAACUGGCGUAUGGAGACCUGGGAGAAGGGCCUGCGGAAACGCCUCGCGUGGGCGCUGUAUAUGCAGGAUAAAUGGUCGUCUCUAGUGCACGGCCGACCUUCGCAUAUCUUCGCCUUCAACUGGACGGUCAAGGAUCUCGUGGAGCAGGACUUCUCGGAUGCUUUUUCCUCCGGCACUGACUCCUCGCACGAUGAAACCGCCGUCGGCCACGGCCCUCUUCUUUUCUGCCACAUGGUCGCGUUAACAACCAUCCUCUCCGACAUUCUCGACCGUUUCUAUACAUUGCACGCCAUUGAAGAGUUCGCCGCCGCCGGAAACCAGCGUACACGCAUGAUAUUAGAAAAGGCCAAACCAGCCCAAAUCCGGCUCAAGGACUGGUUCUCCUCCCUUCCACCAUCACUCAAGAUGGAAACCUCAACCGGCGAACUCGUCGAAACAAUAACAGACGAACACGCCCGUAACGGUGCCCUUCACCUCGCCUACUUCGCCACCGAAAUAACCCUACACCGCUGCAUCGUCCGCUCCCUCCUCGCCGAAGGCACAGACCAGUAUCUCGCGCACAUCUGCCGCUCUGCCGCAAAGACUCGCCUGAUCUCCGCAAUGGACUUUGUCAACCGUCUCCGCCCUGCUCACCUCCGCUCUUUCUGGCCCGCCUCCGCACGCACCAACUUCUCCCUUAUCGGCUCCUUCGGCAUGCUCCUUCGCAUCACCGCCCCGACAAACGAGGAGGCAGACUUCUACCGCGUCCGGCUGUGUGAAUACCGCUGGACUCUAGGUGUCAGCCACAAGAACGCUGAAUUCAUGGGCUUUGCCCUACAAAGUCUGGAUAAUGCCACCGCGCUACACAAGCACGUCCCCGCGAAGCCGGGGAUCGCGGAACUCAUGGCGUCAUCUUGCAAGAAUGCACCCCCACGCAUGCCGACUACGGCGCUUGGCUCUUACGAUGAGGCUAUGAUGGAUGCCGGCGGCACGGGAGCUUCGAGCUCGGUUAUGUCGGGCCUUGCCUCGCCAGCUACGUCUGUUAGUGAUAUGGAGGAUGGGGAAGCCUCUAUGGCGCCCCUGUGA